CUUUAAAUAUUGAGUGUAGAGAGUGCAGUCAUGAUCAAAUAAAGACAGGGACAAGACUGCAUAGCUUUGUUUAAAUGUGAUGACACCUGUUAAUCAGUCGGUCUCGUCUGGUUUGGAGCAGGGUCAAUGAUGGCUCUCACUGUGCGCUGUUUCCUGUUGGCCCUGCUUUUUCUGGGAACCGAGGUGCGCAUCCACACUCAUGGUCAAGAGAUGAGUGUGUCUGAGGACUGGAGCAAGUCUUGCAAAUGUGAAUGUGAUGGAGCAGAAUCCCCAACUGAAUUUCCGUCUACUAGCUCUGGCUCUUUGAAGGUGCAAGGAGUGGACUGCAUGCCAGAGUGUCCGUACCACAAACCUCUGGGCUUUGAGGCCGGAUCAGUGAGUCCAGACCAGAUCAUCUGCUCCAACCAGGACCAGUACACUGGUUGGUUCUCCUCGUGGCUCCCAAGCAAGGCCCGGCUCAACAGUCAGGGCUUUGGGUGUGCGUGGCUGUCUAAGUUCCAGGACAGCAGUCAGUGGCUGCAGAUUGACCUGAGGGGGGUGAUGGUGGUGUCAGGGAUCCUGACUCAGGGUCGCUGUGAUGCUGAUGAAUGGGUCACCAAGUAUAGUGUUCAGUACCGCACAGACGAAAAACUCAACUGGAUCUAUUACAAAGACCAGACUGGAAACAAUAGGGUGUUUUAUGGAAACUCGGACCGCUCCUCGUCUGUACAGAACCUCCUGCGGCCACCCAUUGUGGUGCGCUACAUCCGCAUCCUCCCCCUUGGGUGGCACACACGCAUCGCUCUGCGCCUGGAGCUGCUGCUCUGCAUGAACAAAUGCGUUUGAACCUCUCCUUCCACUGUCCCCAAGUCCUAGUCCCAAAACCUCAUCCACUAUAAACCUAAAGCUCCGUCAUCAAAGUGUGUGGUUUGUUAUUUUAUCCACAAAUUUGACCCCCACCAGCUACAUGUAUAAAAUCAAAACCUGAGGUAAAAAUAUUCUGUUUAAAUCAUUUUAAAAACACAAACAAAACAGUUUGACUUGCGGGAUUUCAUUUAAAAAUUUGUUUGAUAUGCUCAAUGAGCUUUCAUUCACUCCACUCUCCAUUGUCUGUGUUGAACCACUCUCACACCGGGGGCUUUAAGUUCUCAAUAGAUUGGUCCUUUUGCAGUGGAAUGGCAUAAAUUCAAAGCAAUAAUUAGACAUGGACAGGGAGAAGCAGCGUUGCUAUGGAGGUUGUUUUCACAGGCCUGAGACAAGCUCAUCCAAAACAUUUGUGUCCUGUCACAGGUGAAUUUUUGUCUCCAUCCCUGAUAAUUAGUGGUU
Messenger RNA from Monopterus albus (swamp eel), 1305 nucleotides. RefSeq names its product retinoschisin 1a (gene rs1a). Lineage: Eukaryota; Metazoa; Chordata; Actinopteri; Synbranchiformes; Synbranchidae. The record is from RefSeq and is a predicted model, not a curated record. Gene Ontology annotation, molecular function: signaling receptor activity. The coding region runs from base 127 to 825 and encodes 232 amino acids. The transcript has 7 exons. Gene Ontology annotation, cellular component: plasma membrane.